AUAAUAAUAAUAAUAAUAAUUAUAAUAAUAAUAAUAAUAAUAAUAAUAAUAAUCAGAAUAAUAAUAAUAAUAAUCAGAAAAAUUAACUAUCAGUACCACAACCACUACCUCUACAAGAACCACAACAACAGUGACUAUUACAACAGCUGUGAUGCCGAUGACAACAACAACAACAACAGCAACAACACCGAACAUUAAACUCGACAAGAGUAACAGUUUCAACAGCGCAGCCAUAAGGGAUGAGGGAAUUCUGUGAUGAUGGAGAAGGGUGCUAGGGUGAGGUAGGGGGCUAGCUUUGUAGUGUUUCAGGAGGGGAUGGAAUCAGAUGUUCUCCCUCUUCGUACUGUGGAUACAGCUGUGUGGAUAUUGCUACUGAGAUAUUGGCAGGAAUACUAAAUGUGGGGCCCCGUGAAUGGUGAAAUACGUUCCAAUGUGACAAAGAGCUGAUUUUAGAAGAACAUAUUCACGGUUGAAAGACUUUCUAGAGAUUCAGUGAAUUCCAAGAAACCAGUAUGACGUCAGAAAAUGAAUGUGAUCUCUUAUUCAAUAAUUCCACUGGUAAUAUUGCCAAUAUUCUUGAACUGAACAGGUUAAAAGUUCGGGAUUAUAUCCCUGUCUUGCUUUAUAUUUCAAUUGGAAUUGUUAUUGGCACGACCGGCAAUGCUGCUGUUAUGUAUGUCUACAGUCGCAAGAUGGAACGAACCGGGACAAACAGAUUUGUGGUCAUGCUAGGAGCGUGUGACUUCUUAAGUUGUGUAUUUUCAAUGCCUAUGGAGCUACUCAGAGUUUCUCAACCGCAUAUUUUUAGUGGGCAAGGAGCCUGUAAACUCUCAUUGUUGAUUGCUUCGGCGAUUGCUAUAGAUUCUGGACUAAUAAUAUUCGCUAUUUCAAUAGACCGUUACAGACGAAUGUGCCGGCCGUUUGACAAACAGCUCACCCAGAGAAUGGCAGAAAUUGUGUCUGUGGUACUUGUAGUCAUUUCAUUUAUGCUGGGAUGGCCUUCAUGGUUAAUUUACGGCACCAGAAGAACACCGACACAAAAUAGUAAAGUCAGCGGUGGAUGUGAAUGUGGUAUUGCUCAAUCCAUGUUUGAUACGAUAUAUCCACGAUUAUUUUAUUACGCUCUCCUUAUUCUUUCGGUGGCUUUAUUUUCUAUAAUUUUCUUGCUAUAUUUUCUCAUUGCUAUCAAGGUAUGGAGACACAAAAAUAAACGAUUGGCAGCCGCUAAAAAUAUCUCAAAUGCCAUAGUGUCCACUACUUCACCUGUUAAACCUUCAAGUAAUUCAUUGCCUGGCAAGAAAAUAUUACCUUACCUUCCGACACAGGAAAGCGAAAUUUCAGUCGAUUUGCGCAAUGCGUUACCAAGUCAAAGAAUAUCAAAGCAUGUACGGAUAAUUCCACAUGGAAACAGAUCUCCUUCAAAAGGAACACUUCUUCGUGUAACAAGAACUUCUUCCAUUAUGGCUUUGAUAGCUGUAACUUGGGUUCUUAGCUAUAUGCCUCAUAUUAUCUUGGUCAUGCUGGAAAUUCACGUAAAAGGAUUUCGCGAGACAUUGACGCCAUUACAGGACAUAUUUUUCCAGCUAGCCAUACGCUCUUAUCUCCUCAACAACGCAGUUAACCCUAUUAUAUAUGGUGUAUUCAAUAUGCGAUUCCGGAGAGAAGUAAGACGAAUAAUUAGCUAUAUCCUACCACCUUGUGUUCGUCCAACCAUUACUCCCACACAACCUUCUAGCCAGAUGUGUAGUCAGCCGUCCAUGGAUGAUUAGAACUCUUUUCCAUCACACGGCUUUCAUUUACCAUGCAAACAAAAAAAAAAUGUAUGUUUGGCUCUUCUAAUUUAUUUUACAUGUUCUCAUCACGUUGUUCUUUGAUAAAAACAUUUAAUUACUUUUAUACGGAGGUUCAAUUCAAACUGUGCUACGAAGCAUAAUCAAUAGAAUAACAGAGAAAAGCCUGGUUACAUAUGGAUUGUUGAAAGAAAUGUUAAAAAUAUGUCACGUUAAUGGAAGUAAAAUACUUUACAUAUAAAUUUUUCAGUGACAUAUUUAACCUGUAUAUAUAUAUAUAUAUAUUAAAAAAAACAAAGAGUGAUAAACGUAUCAAGUGGAAUGUUCUACUGAAAACAUGAACUAUGCAAACUAAAGUAUUGAAGUUUAUAUCUCUAAACCUGCUUUGAUAACUUUAAACUUUUCGGUCGAAUGCUCAGGUCAAAGGUGAUUUGAGUGUUUAAACACUUUGUCACCCGCACAGAAAAUAGAUUGUUGUGUAACGUCAAGAAUUGUAUGAUUUCACUAAUGCAUAUAUGUGUGUGUGUGGUGUAUACAUGUGUAAGCUUUCGUAUGUAUGUAUAUAUAUAUAUGUAUAUUUAUAUAUGAGCAUG
Molecule: messenger RNA, 2383 nt
Organism: Octopus bimaculoides (California two-spot octopus)
Lineage: Eukaryota; Metazoa; Mollusca; Cephalopoda; Octopoda; Octopodidae
Product: cholecystokinin receptor type A
Biological process (GO): G protein-coupled receptor signaling pathway
Cellular component (GO): plasma membrane
Molecular function (GO): G protein-coupled receptor activity
Source: RefSeq, a predicted model, not a curated record